GAGAAGAGAGUGUGUCGUCCGGCUGGUCCUUUUACGUGCAACAGUUCCUACCUGCGUCUUGGCAAACUACUUGCGGACGUCUGCUGUCUCGUACAUGGGUCUGAAUAUUUCCAUCGCCUCCCCUUGGAUGUCCAGCCCGUGGCCAUUUUUCGUCAAAUAUGGACCUUCCACGUCUGUCCUCGACCCCGUCGAUUCACGUUCAUGAUUGCAAUAACAGUUACGACCGCCAUAUGUCCGGAUCGUCGUUCUCGUCAAGGGGACCAAUGCCCAUUCCGAACAAAACCGUAG
Molecule: messenger RNA, 288 nt
Organism: Rasamsonia emersonii CBS 393.64
Lineage: Eukaryota; Fungi; Ascomycota; Eurotiomycetes; Eurotiales; Trichocomaceae
Exons: 1
Source: RefSeq, a predicted model, not a curated record